AUAAAGCAGAAUUCAGUUCCAUCGAGCGAAUUUCCUAAUAAAGAAUAAUCAUUUGAAAAUUAGCACUUGCAGAAGAGACACAUGUUUAGUAGUAAAGUGAAAAUGUGAUUGAAAAAUAGGAGAACGAUUCACGAAAUAAAUUUAGCGACAACAAUUAAUUAACAAACGAUAUGGAUUCCAAAUUUGUAGUAAUAGGCAUAGUGUUAUUAAGUUACAUAUUAUUAAUUGAAGGAAGUGUCAUAACGAAUCACAAUGGACGAACUGAGGUGUGUCCAAAAAUGUGCACCUGUGAUAUUAUCGAAGGACUCAAACGUGCGGAUUGCAGCCAAGAAAACCUUAUCAACACAUACACCGAUGUACCAGCUAGUGUGGAAAUACUGGAUUUAAGCAUCAAUAAAAUAUCGACUGUGGAAGAUGAUAGUUUGAUGGAAUACAGCAACUUGGUCAAACUAUUUCUAUCGGAUAAUUCGAUUAACACCAUUUCAUUAAAUGCCUUUGCCGGUCUGCCAAAGCUAGAAGUCUUAGAUCUUUCCCAUAAUCGACUCGAAAAGGUGCAUGAGGAUCUAUUCGAACACAAUGAAAAGUUAACAGACUUAAACUUAUCGAACAACAAUUUUAUCGCACUGGAAAAUCGACCCCUGUUGAAAAGCUCCUCAAUAAUGUAUCUUCACAUGAGCGACUGCAAAAUUCCUCAACUGUAUGAAAGUUUGUUCCUCUACAUGCCAAGUUUGCGAACGAUAGACCUUUCGGAGAAUCUUAUGAUCACACUGUCCAAAGAACCAUUCAUUCAUCUAAAGAAACUCAGGAGCAUCAAUCUGCACGAAAACCGAUGGCAGUGCGAUAGUUCUACGAUGCGCGGUACAAUCAAUUGGAUGAAGAAACGAAUCGCUUCUAUUCAGAUCGAUAAUUGCUUCAUCAACCCGUACAAGUCAAAAGCAAUGUUCGAGAAAAUGGAAAUGGAUCCCAGUUUACGAGAAGGCAAAAAUAAUCGUCAUGAAGUUCCAAUCGACAAGUUAUGGGGACUUACAACACAAACAACCGAUUAUUGGUCAUCGCUAAAGGAGAAAUCUUGCGCUUAUAAUGAAGAUCAAGAUUCGAACAGCCGCAAGACUUGUGAAGACUUUGUCGAGUGCCAAAACCGCUUCAACGAGUUAUAUUACGCCUACGCGGAAUUAAAGUCACACAAUGGAUUGAACAUAAACACUAAACAUAUCAGUCGACUAGCAACCACUUUGCUACUUUGCGGAAUAUUUAUCGGAGCGUUGUUUGGAUUUUUUGCCACCUAUUCGGUGAUGUGUUUAAUAGAAAAGUGUUGCAAAAAUAGCAACAAUGAUAGCAGUCCAAGGACCAAAACAGUACAGGAACUUAGAAGAGAAUUCCGCAAAAGAAAUUUGUUUGAACAUACUCGUCUGAAUGACCAGCGCGUAGCAGAUAGUCCAAGCGGACAUCCUGUCAGCCAUCUUUCAUCACGAGAGCAGAGCCAAAUUUAUAGAAAUCACGAAAACACCCGUCAAUUUCUGGUUAAUCUUUUUUCCAAAAGGCGACCACGUUUUGUUCGCAACAAUUCCCAGAUUACCAACCUACAGAACCGUUAUAUACCACCCAUUCAGAUACGCAGUUCACCCAAUGCAUCUCCUGCACCAACCAGUUCCAGUUUCGUUUGGGAAUCCAUGCGUGAGAACGAGGAAAACCAAGACCGGGAACAAAUGCUAGAUAGCCACAACGAAAGCCGGCAGUCGUCUGUUAUGGCUGUGUGGAACAAUUACUACGGCAUCGAUGAACUACGAAGACCCGAGUCUUCUAGGGCUAGCUAUGAAGUAGUUCCCAUUUGCAACACAGCGGCAUCCGUUAACCGCAUGGUUUUACGCGAAACGCCACCGCCGCCAUACGUUGAUUGCAACAAACAAUCGAAUUGAUUUUUACAACGUAGUCGAUACUGUUUUGAAUUUUACUUGUAUAUUAUUUAUUGAAUAACGACUGAAAUAGUAGAUAUGUAAUAGCCUAAUGAAUAAUUACAGUUUUUGUACAAUGGAAAUAUAUUCCUUAAUUAUACCAAAGUGUAUUUAAACAGCCGAAUAAA
Messenger RNA from Malaya genurostris, 2080 nucleotides. Its product is annotated as leucine-rich repeat transmembrane neuronal protein 2. NCBI's taxonomy places the organism in Eukaryota, Metazoa, Arthropoda, Insecta, Diptera, Culicidae. The transcript is spliced from 6 exons. The coding region runs from base 171 to 1916 and encodes 581 amino acids. The record is from RefSeq and is a predicted model, not a curated record. Gene Ontology annotation, molecular function: protein binding.